AUGGGUACGACAAUAAUAAUAAUAAUAAUACUAACUUUUCGUAAUAAAAUUUUUUCAAAAAAUAACAUUAUAUUUCGAAUUUUAGUUUAUGCUGACGAAGAUUCAUUACCAUCCGAAAAAGAAGAUCAAUGUGAUACGUCGCAAGUAAAUAACAAAUACAAAGCAGGAACACAGGUCGAAAACAAAACUGUGAUUUACAAAAGGCAAUUUGGGGUAGAUGAAUCACUACUUCCAACUUCUUCUGACGGUAUAGAAGAAGGAGGAAUGGUUGUGAUUAAAAUAAUGCCUGACGAACAAGGACGUUUUGGGUUUAAUGUUAAGGGAGGAGCGGAUUUGGAUCUGCCGGUGUUGGUGUCACGAGUUGCUCCUAAUACUCCAGCCGAUCGUUGUUACCCCAAACUAAGCGAAGGUGAUCAAGUUGUCUUGGUUAAUGGUAUCGACAUCGCUCAUAUGACACACGAAGAAGUUGUAAACUUAAUACGAAAUGCCCGAGAUAACGAGCCCGGUGAAUUAGUAUUAAUUGUUAAACCUAAUGUCGAGGAACCAGCUUACCAGUAUGUUCCGGAAGUACAAACAAUAUCAAACGGAGCAGAUGCUUUAAGUCAAUCAAUGUUAUUAUUAGAAGACGGUUUAGCCAGUGGAGCCAUACUGGUACAAUUUGAUCAACUUUACAGAAAAAAACCAGGACUUAGUACAAACGAAGCAAAAAAAAGCGAAAACCAAAGUAAAAAUAGAUAUCGUGAUAUAUCGCCAUACGAUAAAACUAGAGUAAUACUUCAAGAUUGCGAAGGAGGUGAUUACAUAAAUGCUAGCUACGUUAACAUGGAAAUUCCAGGUUCUGGAAUUGUCAAUAGGUAUAUUGCCACACAAGGGCCUUUAUCAUCAACGGUAGGACAAUUUUGGCAAAUGGUUUUGGAAGCAGGAACAGGAUUGAUUGUAAUGUUAACACCUCUGUCCGAACGCGGUCGUCCCAAGUGCCAUCAAUACUGGCCAAAUAGUGAAAAUAUUCUUCAGAUAAACCAACUCGAAAUAACUUGCGUGAAAGAAGAAACCGACGAUGGCGGGAGUUUUGUUUUUCGAGAGUUUUUACUUAAAGAUUUAAAGAGGAACGAAGAAAGAGAUAUAUCACACAUGCAGUAUUUAGCUUGGCCGGAUCAUGGCGUCCCUGAUUCACCUUUAGAAUUUUUAUCAUUUACCGAAAGAGUAAGAAGAGCUAGAAUCGGAAUGGUCGAACCAAUAUUGGUGCACUGUUCGGCAGGAAUUGGUAGAACGGGUGUAUUAAUUUUAAUGGAAACCGCUCUUUGUUUAAUGGAAGCCAACGAACCAAUUUACCCUUUAGAUAUAGUGAAAACGAUGAGAGAUCAAAGAGCAAUGAUGAUUCAAACUUCUAGUCAGUAUAAAUUUGUCUGUGAAAGUGUUUUACGGGCUUACGCGGAUAGUAUAUCUGCAAAAGAAGAAGAAAAUCGACAAUGA
Pediculus humanus corporis (human body louse) is the source of this 1473-nucleotide messenger RNA. Its product is annotated as tyrosine-protein phosphatase non-receptor type, putative. Gene Ontology annotation, molecular function: protein binding; protein tyrosine phosphatase activity. The record is from RefSeq and is a predicted model, not a curated record. The transcript is spliced from 8 exons. Bases 1 to 1473 code for a protein of 490 amino acids. Gene Ontology annotation, biological process: protein dephosphorylation. Lineage: Eukaryota; Metazoa; Arthropoda; Insecta; Psocodea; Pediculidae.